AUGGCUAGAAGACCUGCUCGCUGCUACCGUUACUGCAAGAACAAGCCUUAUCCAAAAUCUCGAUUCAACCGCGGUGUACCUGACCCCAAGAUUCGUAUCUUCGACCUCGGACGAAAGCGCGCCAAUGUCGACGAAUUUCCUCUCUGCGUGCACAUGGUCUCGAAUGAGUACGAACAACUGAGCUCUGAAGCCCUUGAGGCCGCCCGAAUUUGCGCCAACAAGUAUCUCGUCAAGAUCGCCGGCAAAGAAGGCUUCCACCUGCGUAUCCGAGCCCACCCGUACCAUGUCGUCCGCAUCAACAAAAUGUUGUCCUGCGCUGGUGCCGAUAGACUUCAGACUGGUAUGAGAGGUGCAUGGGGCAAGCCGAACGGCACCGUCGCUCGUGUCAACAUUGGCCAAAUUCUUCUCUCCGUCCGAACCCGAGACGCCCACCGUGCCACUGCUAUCGAGGCUCUGCGGCGGUCUAUGUACAAGUUCCCCGGUCGCCAGAAGAUCAUCGUCAGCAAGAACUGGGGUUUUACACCUCUCAGACGCGAGGAAUAUGUCAAGCUCAAGCAAGAGGGUCGUGUUUUGAUUGAUGGCGCUUACGUUCAAUUCUUGAGGAACAAGGGCAGCAUCGAACACAACAUGAAGCGAUUCCCCGGUGCUUACGAGGGCGGCAGUGAGGUUGCUGCUGAGGCAUAA
Cladophialophora yegresii CBS 114405 is the source of this 684-nucleotide messenger RNA. Its product is annotated as 60S ribosomal protein L10-A. Lineage: Eukaryota; Fungi; Ascomycota; Eurotiomycetes; Chaetothyriales; Herpotrichiellaceae. Gene Ontology annotation, cellular component: ribosome; cytosolic large ribosomal subunit. The record is from RefSeq and is a predicted model, not a curated record. Gene Ontology annotation, biological process: translation; ribosomal large subunit assembly. Gene Ontology annotation, molecular function: structural constituent of ribosome. The transcript has 3 exons. Bases 1 to 684 code for a protein of 227 amino acids.